This is a messenger RNA of Mya arenaria, 10787 nucleotides long. Its product is annotated as acetyl-CoA carboxylase-like. Bases 1006 to 7815 code for a protein of 2269 amino acids. NCBI's taxonomy places the organism in Eukaryota, Metazoa, Mollusca, Bivalvia, Myida, Myidae. The record is from RefSeq and is a predicted model, not a curated record. Gene Ontology annotation, molecular function: acetyl-CoA carboxylase activity; ATP binding; metal ion binding. Gene Ontology annotation, biological process: fatty acid biosynthetic process. The transcript has 48 exons.
UUCUCUUGCUAUAUUAUCUGUGUUCAUGCAAGCCUGUGAGCUUUAUAAUAAAACGUGAAUACAACUGUACUCUGAAAUCAUUUAAAAAUGUGUGGGUCUAGAAAAAUUGUAAAUUAUUUCAUGUUACUUUUUUACAGUGUUUUAACGAAAACCUGAUUUUUUAAUACCCGGUUAAACUGGGUUAAUAUAAUGAGGAUGUCCUUGGGCGUGCCUGGUUUGCAGGCAGAUGUGCAGGGGUCAAACAUUGCUCCACUCCAAAUAACUUUAGUUAGGAUUGAUGGAUAAUAAUGAAACCUUGUGUAGCUUAUGAGAAGAGCUAGCUUAGGAUUACCAUAGAGGGGGUUUAGGUCAAGGCCAAGAUUACUAAAAAUAGAAAAAAAAAUGUUUUCCCUUUCUUAAGUUAGGAUUGAUGGAUAGUGAAUAAACUUGGUGUGUGGGUAACCUAUGUGAAGAGCUAGCUUGGGAUUGCUCUUUACAGGUUGGAGUAAAGGUCACUGUUACUAAUCAAGGGUGGAAAGGCUUUCGGCCUGCAACGUUUUGCGAGCAUAGUCAUGUAAUUUGUAAAACUCAUUAGCAUCUAAAGAUAGUUUAUGCAUGCUCAUAAAUUUCAUAUAUACACAAACUAUUACACAUUCUUAUAGAUUAAACCGAUGAUCCAGAUUCGUUUUUCAGCCGAUAACGUUAACAAAGAUACUGUAUUGAUGAUUUAAAAAAAAAAAAAUUAAUUAGAAAAUGCUGAAUAAUAAAUUUGAUGUUUUUUUCUGGGAAAUUGUAGUUUCAUAUUUUCUUCAAAAUAGAUACAAUGAAAAGUAUAAAAACACAUGAUUUUAUAUUUUCUCUUAACAAAUCUUUGUAAGGAUGACCCUUAAGGCAAAUGUAGGUCACAGUAGGGGAUAGUGAGGGGUCAGAUUUGAAAAUAUUAUUGAAAUACAUAUUUUAUGUAGGCUAUUGGUUUUACCGUGUCCCGGACAAGUGCAUGAGUUGGCCGGCUGGGAAAGGCACUCGAUGUCAGGAAAUUUCGACAUGAGGGGCCGGCGGGUAUCGUACCCAAAGGAACACAGUGUUGCCACAGCGGAGGAACUCGUGAAGACCUAUGGCGGAAGCAAAAGCACAGUUAUCAAAAAAGUUCUCAUUGCCAACAACGGUAUAGCAGCGGUCAAGUGUAUCCGCUCUGUGCGUCGCUGGGCGUAUGAAAUGUUCCGGUCAGAGAGGGCCAUUAGAUUUGUUGUCAUGGUUACACCGGAAGAUCUCAAGGCUAAUGCAGAGUACAUUCGCAUGGCCGACCAGUAUGUGCCAGUGCCCGGUGGGACUAACAACAACAACUACGCUAAUGUUGAGCUGAUCCUUGACAUUGCCAAGCGUACCCAGGUACAAGCUGUGUGGGCCGGCUGGGGACAUGCCUCCGAGAACCCAAAACUGCCCGAACUGCUACAUAAGAAUGGCAUUGUGUUCAUAGGUCCACCCGAGGGUGCAAUGUGGGCGCUUGGGGAUAAGAUAGCAUCAUCCAUCCUAGCCCAGACAGCAGGUGUACCCACGCUGCCCUGGAGUGGCUCUGGGCUCAAGAUACCUUGGAAUGAGGGGGAGCAAGGCAAGGGUGGCAAAUCUGCCACUGUCGGCCAGGACUUGUACAAGAAAGGAUGUACUGUUGAUGCGGAAGCAGGCUUGAAGGUUGCCAAGGAAAUCGGUUUUCCAGUGAUGAUCAAGGCCAGUGAGGGUGGUGGGGGCAAGGGCAUCAGGAAGGUCGACAACCCUGGGGACUUCCCUAACCUCUUCAGACAGGUCCAAACUGAAGUACCAGGUUCACCAAUCUUUGUGAUGAAGAUGGCCCAGGCUGCACGCCAUCUGGAGGUUCAGCUGUUGGCUGACAACUAUGGUAACGCCAUCUCACUAUUUGGUCGUGACUGCUCCAUACAGCGACGACACCAGAAGAUCAUUGAGGAGGCCCCCACCACUAUAGCUCCCAGCGAUACCUUUAAGAAAAUGGAAGAGGCUGCUGUGAAGCUAGCUAAGAUGGUUGGUUACGUGAGUGCAGGAACGGUUGAGUAUCUGUACAAUGCAGAUGACGGCACAUUCUACUUCCUGGAGCUGAACCCCAGACUCCAGGUGGAACACCCGUGUACAGAGAUGGUGGCCGACAUCAACCUGCCCGCUCUCCAGCUCCAGAUUGCCAUGGGCCUGCCCCUGUAUUGUAUGAAGGACAUCCGAUGUCUGUACAGUGAAAACCCCUUUGGAAGCAAGGCCAUCAAUUUCGAGCGCCCAGCAAGAAUGCCCCGCCCUAAAGGUCAUGUGAUUGCUGCUAGGAUCACCAGUGAAAACCCAGAUGAGGGAUUCAAGCCAAGUUCAGGUACGGUUCAGGAGUUGAAUUUCCGCAGCAGUAAGAACGUGUGGGGCUACUUCAGCGUGACAGCAUCCGGGGGCCUGCAUGAGUUUGCUGACUCCCAGUUUGGUCACUGCUUCUCCUGGGGCGAAGACAGGGAGGAUGCUAGAGAGAACAUGGUAAUAGCAUUAAAAGAGCUCUCCAUCCGUGGAGAUUUCCGGACCACUGUGGAAUACCUGACGAAGCUCAUGGAGACAGAAGAAUUCCAGAACAACAAGAUUACAACUGUGUGGCUGGACAGACUCAUCGCUGAGAAGGUUCAGGCCGAGAAGCCCAAUAUCAUGUUGAGUGUGAUCUGUGGAGCGCUGCACGUGGCCGACAACAAGGUUCAGCAGGCCUUUACAGACUUCCAGGCCGCGCUGAAGAAAGGCCAGGUGCUUCCUGCCAACUUGCUGAAGAAUGUGGUCAACAUGGAGUUCAUCCAUGAAGGAAUAAGAUAUACACUGCAGGUGGUAAAGAUUGGCCCUAUCCGGUACUUUGUGUCAAUGAACGAUUCAACAGUGGAGUUAGAAGCCCAUCGCCUGAGUGAUGGGGGCCUUCUGUUGUCCAUUGAUGGGUCAAGCUACACCACAUACAUGAAGGAGCAGGUUAGCAGCUACCGUAUCACCAUCGACAACCAGACCUGUGUACUGCAGAAGGAGAAUGACCCCACUGUCCUGAGGUCACCCUCAGCUGGUAAGUUGAUCAACUAUGCCAUGGAGGAUGGGGGCCACGUGUAUGCCGGUGACGUGUAUGCCGAGAUUGAGGUCAUGAAGAUGGUGAUGGAGCUUCGGGUCACUGAGAAUGGAUGUAUCCAAUAUGUGAAGAGGCCCGGGGCAGUGUUGGACUCAGGUGGUAUUGUGGCAAACCUGGUCCUGGAUGAUCCCACCAGGGUUGUUCAGGCCAAGCCAUGCAUAGACAAGCUUCCCCACUUGGAGAACCCACCAGCCCAUGGUAUGAAGCUUCACCAGAUCUACCAGCGGAAUGCAGAGGAGCUGGAACAGAUCCUGGCUGGCUAUGUUUUAUCUGAGCCGUAUUUCUCUGCCAAACUCAAGGCUACCGUGGAGAGUCUGCUCCGCUGUCUGAAAGAUCCCAGGCUUCCAUUGCUGGAGCUGCAGGAGCUGAUAUCAGUUACAUCUGGCCGUAUCCCACCAAGAGUUGAAAAGGCCAUCCGCAAGCUCAUGAUCACCUACGAGAACAACCUGACAUCCGUUCUCAGUCAGUUUCCGAGCCAGCAGAUUGCCAACAUUAUAGACGGACAUGCUGCCACGCUGACCAGGCGGGCAGAGAGGGAUGCUUUCUUCAUGAACACACAGGGCAUUGUGGAGCUAAUACAAAGGUACAGGAAUGGUAUACGAGGCCACACCAAGUCCAUCAUCCAGGACCUCCUCCGACAGUACCUCAAGGUGGAAAUGCAGUUCCAACAAGGGAGCUUGGACAAGUGUAUCACAGAGCUGAUGGAGCGAAACAAGGACGACAUGGCAGUCGUCACAGGAACCAUCUUCUCCAGCCUUGCUGUACACCAGAAAAACGCUGUCGUCAUUCUCCUCAUUGAGCAGCUGUGCGGAGGUGAUAUGAACCUGACGGAUGAUCUCGCCUCCAUUCUUGGUGAGCUAACAAAGCUAAACCGUAGCCUCAAUGCAAAAGUCGCGCUGAAAUCCCGCCAGGUGCUCAUACAGGCCCACCAGCCCCCGUACGAGCUCAGACACAACCAGAUGGAGAACAUCUUCCUCUCCGCUGUUGACAUGUAUGGACAUGAUUUCUGUCCCGAAAGUCUUCAGAAACUGAUCUACUCGGAGUCUGCCAUCUAUGAUGUGCUGCAAGAGUUCUUCUUCCACAACAACACUCUAGUCAGAGUUGCAGCCCUUGAGGUGUAUAUCCGGAGGGCAUACAUAGCGUAUGAUCUGAACUGCCUGGUCCACAAGGAGCUCCAGGAGGGUAUUUGUAUUGUGGAGUUCAGAUUCACCUUGCCUCGAUCUCACCCCAACAGGAUGAUGGUGUUGCGUAUGGAUACUCGAGUGCCAAGCCUGUCAAGUGUGGACAGUAGUGGUCAGAGCCUGAACCAUUAUGAUGGGGAUAACUCGCACAUUGACCAACUAGACGAACUCCCCAUUGCACAGAGGAUGGGUGUCAUGGCUGCCUUCAAGUCAUUUGAUGAGUUUACCAAUCACUUUGAGACGAUAAUGGACGUGUUUGUAAUGGAAAGCCUGCCCAGCAGUCCUAUAGAACUUGAAGAUGGGAUGAGCUUUGAGUCUGGGAAAGAGGACACCAUCUCCGUACAGAGUGUCCAGAGUGUGUCCGACUCUGUGGUGGAGAACGAACCUAUCCACAUCAUCAAUGUGGCCAUACAAACCACGGCAACCAUGGAUGACGAGACCCUCGGUCAGCAGUUCCAGGCUUUCUGCAAGGAAAAGAAUUAUACCAUGGCUGAGAGAGGGAUAAGACGAAUAACAUUUGUGGUGCUUAGAAAGAAACUACUUCCAAAAUAUUUCACCUUCAGAGCUAAAUUCGAGUUUAACGAAGAUAGGAUCUACCGUCACCUGGAGCCCGGCCUGGCAUUCCAGCUGGAGAUUAACCGCUUGCGGAACUACGAGCUGGAAGCCAUCCCCACCGCAAACUACCGCAUGCACGUGUACCUGGGCAAGGCUAAGCAAGUGGCUAAGGGUAUGGAUGUGACCGACUACCGGCUGUUCGUGCGAUGCAUCAUCCGCCACUCGGACCUGAUAUCGAAGGAAGCGUCGUACGAGUAUCUGCACAAUGAAGGGGAGAAAACACUGAUGGAAGCUAUGGACUCCCUGGAAGUGGCCUUCAGCCAUUCAAUGUCUUUCAAAACUGAUUGUAAUCACAUCUUCCUGAACUUCGUGCCAACACUGACACUCACAGAUCCUGGUCGGCUGGAGGAAACCGUAUACAACAUGGUGAUGCGGUACGGCCCGCGGCUGCUUAAGCUCCGCGUUCUUAGUGCUGAACUUAAGUUCUCGAUCAGGGUUGGAGGUCAGACAUUCCCUAUCAGGUUCUACCUGACCAACGAGAGUGGCUACUAUCUGAACAUCAGUCUGUACAGGGAAGUUGCAGAAGAGCACUCAGGACUUAUAAUGCUGCAGUCCUACGGUUCUCGGAAGGGCCCGUUGGAUGGCCUGCUGGUGGCCACUCCAUAUGUCACCAAGGAUCACCUCCAAUCGAAGAGAUCUCAGGCCCAGGCCAAUGGCACUACCUACGUGUAUGACUUUCCUGAGAUGUUUAAACAGGCGUUGAGAAAGUUGUGGCAUUCCCACAUAGAGAGGUAUGGUCUACGAGAGGAAAGUAUCCCCACUGACCUUAUUACAUGUCGGGAGCUGGUACUGGAUAAGAACGGACAUAUUCACAUACAGAACAGGCUGCCAGGAGAAAAUGAGAUAGGCAUGGUUGCAUGGAACAUGAAGUUAAGAACCCCAGAAUUCCCUGAAGGUCGGGACAUGAUUGUAAUAGCAAAUGACAUCACCUUCAAGAUUGGAUCAUUUGGCUACCAGGAGGACGUAUUGUUUAAGAAAGCUUCAGAGCUGGCGCGAAGUAAGGGCCUGCCACGUGUUUACCUCUCGGCCAACAGUGGGGCGAGGAUCGGGCUUGCAGAGGAGGUCAAGCACCUGUUUCGAGUAGCCUGGCAUGACCCUAGCGACCCUGACAAGGGCUUCAAGUACCUGUACCUGCGUCCAGACGACUUCAAGAAGCUGUCAGCGUACAAUUCUGUGAGGGCGACAUUGAUAGAGGACCAGGGCGAGUCCAGAUACAAGAUCACCGACAUUAUAGGGAAAGAGGAGGGUCUUGGAGUGGAGAACCUGCGAGGAUCAGGAAUGAUAGCCGGGGAAUCUUCACAAGCCUACACAGACAUUGUUACAAUCAACCUGGUGACAUGUCGAGCAAUAGGUAUCGGGGCUUACCUGGUGAGACUGGGACAGAGGAUCGUACAAGUAGAGAACUCUCACAUCAUCCUCACUGGCGCUGGAGCACUCAACAAGGUGUUGGGUCGCGAGGUGUACACGAGCAACAACCAGCUGGGUGGAAUCCAGAUCAUGCACAACAACGGCGUGUCUCAUGCCACGGCACAGGACGACCUUGAGGGGGUGUUCAAGAUCCUCCAGAUACUCGCAUAUGUUCCCUCUCACCAUGGCGGUCCACUGCCUGUGCUCCCAGUGCUGGACCCAGUGGAGCGUGAUGUGGACUUCCUGCCCACCAAGGCCCCAUAUGACCCUCGCUGGAUGCUGGCAGGCAGGCAACACCCUGAGCGAAGCCGGGAGUGGCAGAGCGGGUUCUUUGACAAGGACUCCUUCCAGGAGAUCCUGCAGCCCUGGGCUCAGACAGUGGUUGUCGGGCGUGCCAGGCUGGGGGGCCUGCCCAUGGGCGUUGUUGCCGUGGAAACCAGGACUGUAGAACUAGCCAUUCCCGCGGAUCCUGCAAACUCUGACUCUGAGGCUAAGGUGAUCCAGCAGGCCGGCCAGGUGUGGUUCCCAGACUCGGCCUUCAAGACCGCCCAGGCCAUCAUGGACUUUAACAGAGAGGAGCUGCCUCUCAUCAUCUUCGCCAACUGGAGGGGGUUCUCUGGAGGAAUGAAAGAUAUGUACGACCAGGUGCUGAAGUUUGGUGCAUAUAUCGUUGACGCCUUGCGGACAUACAACCAGCCCAUCAUGAUCUACAUCCCGCCUCACGGGGAGCUGAGGGGUGGGGCCUGGGUGGUGGUUGACCCGACCAUCAACCCCACAAAUAUGGAAAUGUUUGCUGACCAGCUGAGCAGGGGAGGGGUAUUGGAGGCCGAAGGAACAGUGGAGAUCAAGUUCCGUAAGCGUGACCUGCUUAAGACAAUGAGACGUGUGGACCAGAAAUUUAAACAGCUAACAGAGAAACUUGCCAACACAAACAUCACGCUGGAUGAGAAAAAACAGCUAGAGGCGGAACUCAAGACGCGGGAGGAGACACUUUUGCCUAUGUAUCACCAGGUGGCUGUGUGCUUUGCAGACCUGCAUGACACCCCAGGACGCAUGGAGGAAGUCGGUGUUAUCUCCGGUGUCUUGGAGUGGAACCGUAGUCGGGAGUUCUUUUACUGGCGUAUGCGGCGUCGCCUGCUCGAGUCCCAGAUUAAGAAAAAGAUGAGGCCAUUCACCGCAGACAAAACUGAUGGGGAACUCAACUCGAUGCUCUCAAGAUGGUUCGUCGAGGACAAGGGAACUGUCAAUGCCUACCAGUGGGAGGAAGACAAGGCAGUGGUGGAGUGGCUAGAGAUUCAGAUCUCCGACACCCCCGGCAGAAAGUCGCUCGUACAGGACAACAUGGGCUGUCUCCGCAGAGACCACAUGCUUCUACAAGUCAGGGGAUUGCUGGAGAAAAACCCUGACGUUGCCAUGGAGUCAGUUGUUCAGCUAGCUCAGCUGUUGACCCCAGCCCAGAGGGCAGAGAUCACCCGUGUGCUCGCCUCCCUUGAUACCUGAGAUGCCAGUUUUAGCUGUAAUAGAUACACAAGGUGUUUUUACAUGAGGGACCUGGGCCAUGAAUUUACAAUCACUACCCCACAGUUCAAGGAGAUCAGCAGUGUUCAAUAGUAUAGACGCUUUUCCUAAUCCGUGCCAUGAAAUCCAGGGUCCAAUUUGUAAGAUUGACAAACAAAGGUUUUUCCCAUAUGCGCUAAGGGUAUAAGUAUAAUGAGUAGAUACUUUGCAAGUGUCAGAAAUACAAGUUCAAACAACAGUGCCACAAUAAAAGGAGACAAUGUUCAGUAACUUGUGUUUCACACCAUAGACAUUACAGUCAUACAGUUAUAUUGAAAUCUGAUGUAUUUGUUGAGGAAAUCCUGGAAGUGAAUUCCAACUGUAUCGAAAUGAGUCAGUUUUUAUACACAAUCACAGAUCAAAAGUCAUAAAUGAGUUGUGUUCUGGUAUUCAUAUACAUGUAUCAUCGCGUAAUAAUAUAUUUUGUAUACGUAAUUUUUGUAUUUCAAAAAGAUUUUCAUCAAAAUCUGCCUGUAUAUUGAGUACACAUUAUGUAAUAUAAUUGGAAUCUUUACAUAAAUGUAACUGAUUAACAUACAUGUAUCAGAAUGUUUUAUUUUUCUGUUUUAUCUUGAUAUUUGAUCAUGUUUUGGGCUGCUUUAACUACUCGUACAUUUCAAAGGUGCAGAAUUCUUCCUAAUGGAGUGACUCUUACAGGGUAUUGUCAAGAGCUAGUCUUAUGGGUAUCAUGGGCUCAUAGAAUCAUGAUACAAAUGUAUUGUGUAACAAUAAGUACACAUUCUGGCAUAUGUUAAAAAAAAAAAUCAAAGAAAAAUCAAUGUUUGUGGCUAAAACAAAAAGUCUCUAGUGCAUUUUCAUUUUGGCCCUUGCCAGGGUUUAUUUUUGUAUUUUUGACAGCUGGGCAUGUCCCUGUAGUUUUCAUUGCUUUAUAUUGAUAGUGUGUAUUUGAUUUUAAUGUAUUUCUAAUUGUUAACUGUGUUGGGGUUCAUAUUCCAUAUUUAUAUUUGAUGACCAUAGUUAUACAUAAUACUGUUCUUCCAUUUACAAUGUAUUUAUUUUGACUGUUUUAACAAAGUGUUCAAUUUUCAUGCCAGAAUCACCUUUUUGUAGUAAUCCGGUCACUCAUGUGACUGGUCAAGUCUGUGUAUUGACUGUGUUUUAUUUGAAGCAAAAUGAAUCAAACUUACAUGUGUAUAUAAAUCUACAAAAAACAUGAAUUUUAUAUCAUUUUAAAUCCACUACUUGACACAGGGUCAGCAUUUUACAAAGUGAAAAAUGUUCUGUCAUUACUCAUGUUAUAAUGGAUUUUCAUUUUCAGUGUGAAGGGCUAUCCUGGAUGUAUUGGGAACUUGAGUUGUUUUGGUAACAUUUGAAAGGGUUUGAUGUGAAGAGAAAGAGUAUGUAAAAAACAAAUUUACAAAACAUACCAGCUUUUUAAGCCUUGAAAGAUUGCCCAAUGGGUCAUUUCACGUCGGAUUUCUGCUGAAAUAAUGAACAAAUACACACACUCUCUAGGGUUAAAAACCAAGAAGCAAUGCCAAUUCAAAUGAUAUUAAAAUUACAUGGAGACAUCAGGCAUUUAAAUUAUGCAUUAAAUUAAGGAUCGCCAAGGACUCGAUAAAAUAAUGAGCUUUAUUGUACAUCCAAUACCUUGAAUGUUUUAAAAUUAUUUCCUUCAAAUGAUUAAUAAUUAGUAAUCAAUUUUUUACAUAUCUAUUUUAAAAGAUUCUAAAAAGUUAACUGUUUUUGGGGGUUAUUGUUUUAUUUGUUGUUUGUAUUGACAUUCGAGUUUGCUUCAAAUUUAAAUCCAAGAGACCCCUAAAAUAGUCUUCUAAUAAGGCAGUUUUGCUUCUGCGACAGGGUGCUUCUCCCAGUGGGAGGCCUUCAGUGGCCCGUCGCUGAAUUGUGUUAAUCCCUUGAGCUGCUAGGUCAAGUGCAUUCCUAUUACUGGGAAGGCAAGUGCAUUUACCAUUUGCUUAAUGAAUGACUGUUAUCCAAUCUUUAGUAACAACUUGAAUGAACUGUAGUUGUAACUUACAUGCCUGUUUAUACUAGUGAUUUGUUAUAGUAUUUCUAUUACUGAUUAUUCUUGUUAAUUUUGUUAUUGAUAUUUUAGGGAUUAAUAUUAUAUUUAUUUUACAUUAUUUUUUUGUGAAUUGUAGCUCAGUAUGAACUUGUGUUCAGUGAUUAUUUAUCUUUGGUAGAAUUGAAAGUUAGGGAACAGGGACAUGGGUCAAUUUGGUCCAGUCACCAUUUCGGCCCGGGUCUAAUUCAGCCCACAUGUACUUAAUUGUUUUGUUUUAUUGAAAAAAUUGUGUAAGUUAUUUAAAAAAACUUUCUUCAAAACAAAUAUCAUGCAAAAAAUAAACAAAGAAAGACUGAAAAGGACCAAGCCAAAUUCAGUUGGCUGAAUUGGACCAGGCCGAAAUGAUCACGAAUAUCACAUAAUUACAAAUGUAUAGACAUUUAUUUUUCUGUAGUUUUUUUUCACUAUUUUCUAUUUAUUUACAGUUGGUUUGCAUGUUUUUUACACUAUACAACUGUGAUAUUGUCCGUCAGGUUAUCCCACUGUUACGUCAUAUACAUGUACAUUAAUCAAGAAAAUGUCUCAUCCUGCAAAAGGCCAUAAUAACUAGUGUUUAAGUGCUAUUCAUGAUUCAAUGACACAUUGACUUGUAAUCUAGAAUUAUAAAGUGUGUAACUUUUGUAACAGACCUUCUUGGUGCAACCACGGACCUAUGGUUUAUACAUGCACAUCUAGGUUCGUAGUGCAAGGUGCUUGGCCAAACGUUCUUAUAGACACUUGUGCUCCUAUAUAUGUAUGACAUAUAAUGUGAUGUAUAAUUUCGUAAAUAAACUUCACGUACAUGUAUUGUGGUUCCAGCUUAUCAAAUUCUAAAAAGAAAUGAUGAUAUGACGUAUUUGUAAUUUCAUAAUAAAUGAUUCACAACUUG